This is a messenger RNA of Xyrichtys novacula (pearly razorfish), 8605 nucleotides long. NCBI's taxonomy places the organism in Eukaryota, Metazoa, Chordata, Actinopteri, Labriformes, Labridae. The record is from the annotation of a GenBank genome assembly.
AUGAGAGUGGUACUACUAGCCCUGGCUGUGGCCCUUGUGGGUGAGUAUUAUUCUUUAUUAUUGUGAGGAUGCAACUCUUAAAAAAAGUCUUGAUAUAAUGUUUAUAUUAGUUUCAAAAGCUCUAUCAGUAACAACUGGUUUAUAAAUACCUUUUUUAUUUAAAUUCCAGCCGGACAGCAUCACAGCUUGGGUAAGUUCAGUUUUUUGCUAACAAUCGGAAAAGUAAAUUAUAUUUUCCUCCAAUAACUGUAUUUGAACACAUAGUGCAGACAGUUUUUUUAAAGCUUGGGUUGAAUGUAAGUUUGUUUCACAGGAAUCUCAAAUAAUGUUACUGAUACAACAAAAAACUUAUCAUGGUGUAAAAUUGUUCUUCCAGUCCCUGAAUUUGCUCCCAGCAAGACUUACGUGUACAAGUAUGAGGCGCUGCUCCUUGGUGGUCUUCCAGAGGAAGGUCUGGCAAAGGCCGGGCUCAAAGUCAGCAGCAAAGUUCUCAUCAGUGCUGCAGAGGAAAACAUUUACAUGCUGAAAGUAAGGUCAAACUCUUACAGGUGGAUUUUUUUACCAUUGAUAACACAAACUGCACUACAAUGUGUUUUUUUUUUCUAACCACAGCUUGAGGAACCUGAGCUCUUUGAGUACAGUGGCGUGUGGCCCAAGGAUCCUCUGAUCCCGGCAACCAAGCUCACUACAGCCCUGGCUGCUCAGCUCAUGACCCCCAUCAAGUUUGAGUAUGCUAACGGUGUUGUCGGAAAGAUGUUUGCCCCAGAAGGAAUCUCAACCUUGGUGCUGAAUGUAUACAGAGGUAUCCUGAAUGUUCUUCAGCUCAACAUCAAGAAGACACAAAAUGUCUACGAACUUCAGGAGGUUUGCCAAAGAUCCAUGCACAAUGAUUACAAAUCCGUUGCAAGAAGCUGAACCUGCAGGGUAAAGUUAUGCUUCUCUCAUUUCUUUUCUAAGGCCGGGGCUCAGGGCGUGUGCAAGACUCUGUAUGCCAUCUCUGAAGAUGAAAAGGCUGAACGCAUCCUUCUGACCAAAACCAGGGACCUGAACCACUGUCAAGAGAAAAUUGUCAAGGACUUGGGGUUGGCAUACACUGAGAAAUGUGCCAAGUGUCAGCAGGUACAUUCAAACCCCUUUUGUCAUGCUGACUAAAAUUUUGAGGGUAGGAAAUGUUUUGCUAUUUCACAAUUAUGUGGCUUUUCUUCACAGGAAUCAAAGAAUCUGAGAGGAGCUACAGCAUACAACUACAUCUUGAAGCCUGUUGCUAGCGGCAUCCUGAUCUUGGAGGCAGCAGUCAAUGAACUUAUCCAGUUUUCACCUUUCUCUGAGAUGAACGGUGCUGCCCAGAUGCAAACUAAGUGAGGAUAAGUAUGGAUGAUGAGAAUGUGAAAGUCCCUCAGUUUCGAUUAAAGGUUGCUGUUUAUUAACCUUUUGCUCAUUACUUUCAAGGCAAUCCCUGGUCUUCCUGGAAAUCAAGAGGGCCCCUAUUGUACCCAUCCAGGCUCAGUACCAACACCGUGGCUCUCUGAAGUAUGAGUUUUCCACUGAGCUUCUUCAGACACCAAUUCAGCUCAUUAAGAUCAACAAUGCACAGGCCCAGGUAGUGAUUUCAACUGCUUUAAAAGAAAGAAAGAAAAUAAGCGAAUCUCAAAAGUAUUAAAGACUUCUCCUUCAACUCUGGGUUUUAGAUCAUGGAGGUUCUGAAUCAUCUGGUUACCCACAAUGUGGAGAAAGUCCACGAGGAUGCCCCUCUGAAGUUCUUGGAACUCAUUCAGCUUCUUCGUGUCGCUCGCUACGAGGACCUGGAAAUGCUCUGGAGCCAAUACAGAACCCAGCCUGCCUACAGGUGACUAAUAGCAUUUCAACAUUAGCAUAUGUCUUAAUAAAACAGGAUCUAUAUACUCAAUCAACUUUCACCUUUCAGACAGUGGAUCUUGGACGCCAUCCCUGCCAUCGGUACUCCUGCUGCUUUGAGAUUCAUCAAGGAGAAGUUUGAAGCUGAUGACCUGACUGUUGCUGAAGUAGCUCAGACUUUGGUUGCUUCUAUUCACAUGGUGACAGCAGACACUGAGGCCAUCAAGCUGGUUGAGGUGAGUUAACCACUAAGCAAGUCAAUUCAUCAGUAGUAAGAGUGAAGGUAUGACAAUGUGUUUCUUUUCUAGACCAUGGCAAUCAGCCCCAAAAUCGUGCAAAACCCAAUUCUGCGUGAGAUUGUCUUCCUUGGUUAUGGUACCAUGAUUUCAAAGUACUGCGUUGACUUGCCUGUCUGCCCAGUUGAAUACAUCAAGGUGAUAUAACCCUUUUCUUCAUUCGUCUCACCAAUCUGUAUUAAAUGUACAUUUCUGUAAAAUAACAAGAUCCUAACAUCUUGAUCCCUCUAUAGCCCAUCCAGGACCUCCUCACACAAGCUGUUGCAAGAGAUGAGACCAAGGACAUCAUCCUGUUUGUGAAGGUUUUGGGUAACGCUGCCCAUCCUACUAGCCUUAAACCAAUCACAAAGAUCCUGCCCAUCCAUGGCACACCAGCUACAUCUUUGCCCAUGAGAGUUCAUGCUGAUGCUAUCAUGGCCUUGAGGAACAUUGCAAAGAAGGAGCCCAAAAUGGUGAAUAUAAACACCUAGAAGAACUUCAACUUGAAUCAGUUUUCAAACAUGUUUUAAUACUGUCAUACUAUGUUUGCUUUUCUUGUGAAAUAGAUCCAAGAACUGGCCCUUCAGCUCUACAUGGACAAGGCUCUUCACCCAGAACUUCGUAUGCUUGCAUGCAUUGUGCUGUUUGAGACAAGGCCUGCCAUGGGUUUGGUGACCACUCUUGCUAACAUUGUGAAGGCUGAGCAGAAUCUGCAGGUGGCAAGCUUCACUUACUCUCACAUGAAGUCCUUGACCAGGAGCACCGCUGCUAUCCAUGCUUCAGUGUAAGGGCACUUUUUAAUUCCCAUUCUUCAUGAAAUUCAGCUGCACUGAUACCUGCCAAGUGCCUACUCAGCUAUUUGAUGUUUAUGUGACAGUGCUGCUGCUUGCAACGUUGCCGUCAAAAUCCUGAGCCCAAGGCUGGACAGAGCAAGCUUGCGCUUCAGCAAAGCCAUCCAUGUGGACAUUUACAACAGUAAGGGCUAUUUUAUACUUAGAUCAAGCAUACUCAAGCUUAUGUCCUCUGUAGUAUCAACUAACUGGAUCUCAUUAAACUUCAGGCCCAUUGAUGCUUGGUGCAGCUGCCAGCGCUUUCUACAUCAACGAUGCUGCCACCAUUUUGCCAAGAUCUAUUGUGGCCAAGACCAAUGCUUACCUUGCAGGAGCUGCUGCUGAUGUUCUGGAGGUAAAAAAGAAAGCACCUAGCCUCUAAGGUAUCUGAUCAGUAAACUAUCAUUUUUAACAUGUUGAUGUCUACAUAGGUUGGUGUAAGGACUGAGGGACUCCAAGAGGCUCUUCUGAAAAACCCUGCACUCAUCGACAACACUGACAGGAUCACCAAGAUGAAGCGUGUCAUCAAAGCUGUAAGUAGUAAAUCUCCACGAAAUUGUAAAAAUAUGAGUUGCAUGCAACAACACAUAAGUCACAGUAGAUGCUGAAUUAUUUGGAUUGUCCUCUGUCCUUUUUUACAGCUUUCCCAUUUGAGAUCUCUUCCCAACAGCACCCCCCUGGCUUCUAUCUACGUCAAAUUCUUUGGACAGGAAAUUGCUUUUGCCAACAUUGACAAAGCCUUCAUUGAUCAGGCUAUUACAGUACGAUUCAGAUUUCAACUUUCUUAUCUCUAAUUCAACAAUAUACUUUUUCAAAAACUUCUUUGCAAGACACAAUAGUUAUCAUUUUUUUCUCCGCAGAUCGCCACUGCUCCUUCUGUUCAGACAUUUGGCAUGAACGCAGUCAGGACCCUGCUGUCCGGUGCUUCCUUCCACUAUGCUAAGCCAAUUCUGGCCACUGAGGUGAGGCGUAUCAUGCCAACUGCUGCUGGUCUUCCAAUGGAGCUGAGUCUCUACACCACUGCUGUGGCUGCUGCAGCUGUUCACGGUGAGCAGAAGAAGCUAGGGAAAAUCCAAGUUGCUGAAUUACAAGUUCUGACUAUUGAACAAAUGUUACUGAAUAAGUACUGUUGCCAAAAGAAUUGAGGGUAUGAUGCUAUGAGAUGUGAAAGUUGUGUGUAUUUUAUGGUUCUAGUCAGAGCAAUCACCACACCAGCCCUGCCAGAAACCUUCCACCUUGCUCAUCUUCUGAAGACAGACAUUCAGCUCCAGACAGAGAUCAAACCAAGGUAGGUACAACAACUCAGUCUAGAACGAAAAAAAAAAGAAAGAAAAAAAACAUCAUAUAUCGAAAUCUAACAAACAAAAAUUCUCUUCUUCUAGUGUUGCCAUGAACACUUUUGCUGUGAUGGGCGUUAACACCCCCCUCAUCCAGGCUGCCCUGCUCACAAGAGCUAAGCUGAAUUCCAUUGUGCCCGCCAAGAUUGCAGCAAGACUUGACAUCAACGAGGGCCACUUCAAGAUUGAAGCUCUGCCUGUUUCUGUGCCUGAAAAUGUUGCAGCUGUGCAGUAAGCAUGACCUUUUUUAGCCGAUGGAAACCCAACAAAACACUAAAUACCAUUACAAAAGCGCGAUUUUUAUAUCUGCCUGACAAAAUUCUCCUUUUAACAGUGUUGAGACUUUGGCCAUGGCAAGAAAUAUUGAGGAUCUUCCUGCCGCCAAAUUCACACCCAUCAUCCCUGUCAAAAUCUUGGAGCCCAUUUCAAGGGAGACUCUCACAUCUAAGCUUACCUCAUCUGCUGCUGCUAGUUUUGUAAGUUUUGAACAUUGUUUUGUGAUAAACCUACCAUAAGACCUACAUUCAAAUAAUCGCUUAUUGAUCUGUCUUUUCAUAGUCAACAUCCUCAGAGAUUGUUCGCCCACAUCUGAAGGCUGAAAGGAAAAUUGUUAAGCCCAGAUCUGCUCAGCUCAACAAGAAGUACUGUGCCAAAGCCUACGCUAUCGGACUGAAGAGCUGUCUUAGGGUUGCAACUGACAAUGCUGCCUUCAUCAGGAACAUUGCCCUCUACAAGCUGGCAGGAAAGCACUCUGUUGCUCUCUCCGUCAAACCAAGUAAGUGCUAAUAAUUCAAAUCUUCAGCAUUUUGCAGAAGUAGUGUGGACAUAGUCAAUUUUAAUGGCAUUAUUUUAUGAUACUUUUAGUUGAAGGUGAAGUUGUGGAAAGACUGGAAGUGGAGGUUCGUGUUGGACCAAGGGCUGCAGAGUUGAUCAUCAAACAGAUCAACUUGAGUGAAGAACUCGUGGACGGAAGACCAGUCUUGAUGAAACUCAAGAAAAUCUUGGCUCCCAGCAUGAGGAAUGGUACCCUCUCUUCUUCUAGCUCUAGCAGCUCUCGAUCAAGUGUCAGCUCCAAGUCCUCCUCUGCCUCCUCAAGCUCCUCAUCACGUAUUACGAGCAAGACUGUUGAUGCAGCUACACCAGUCAAAAGACUCCGCAGCAGCAGUAGCAGCAGCCGCAGUAGCCGUAGCAGCAGCGUCAGCAGCAGUAGCAGAAGCAGCAGCAGUAGCAGCAGCCGCAGCAGCAGACUCAGCUCCAAGUCUUUGAACAGGUCUGACAGGUCCAGCUCUGCAUCAAGCCUUGCCUCUCUCUUCAGUGCUAGCUCAAGCUCCUCUCGUUCAAGUGCUCGUCUCUCAAAGGUAAAUACCCCAGAAAUGUUUAAGAAUAAGAACAAGAAUACUUGUAUAUUUUAAUCACGGAAGCAGAGAAUGUGACACAAUCUUUCCUCCGAACAGAGAGUGACUUAUCACAAGUUCAAGAAGUACCACAAGAUGCAGGUUGGUAGGAAUACAUCAAAUUUGAACGUCUACUCAUGUUGCAGCUCUAUGAGGUGGCCUUUAACUCUCAUGUAUUUUUCUCACAGGAAUACAACUCCCAAAUCACCUCAGCUUCCAAGAGUAGAAGCAGUGCUUCAAGCUUUGAGGCCGUCUACAAAAAGGUGAGUUUUGAUCACCAUUUUAAGAUUUAUCAGAUCUUGUCUAGGAUAGGUUUGUUGGCAUAAAAUAAUUGAUUUGUUGUGCUAAUGAUCCCUGCAGAAAAAAUUCCUUGGCAAUGAAGUGCCUCCUACCUUUGCCGUCGUCGUCCGUGCUGUCAGAGCUGAUCAGAAGGUGUUUGGAUACCAGCUGGCCGUGUACUUGGACAAACCUGAAAGCAGACUUCAGAUUAUUGUGGCUAAUUUGGCUGCUGAUAGCAACUGGAAACUCUGUGCUGAUGGAGUUGUGCUUAGCAUGCACAAAGUCACAGUAAGGCACAGCAUUAUCUGUACUUAAGACUUAAGGUCACAAUCUUCAAACCAUACCAGGCUUACAGUAUUGUCAUAUUUAUCUAUUCUAAACAGGCUAGAGUUGGCUGGGGAGCAGAAUGCAGGCAGUAUGACACCUUUAUCACUGCUGAGACUGGUCUUGUUGGUCCAAGCCCUGCAGCCCGCCUCAGAGUUGCCUGGAACGAUCUUCCCUCUGCCUUUAAGCGCUAUGCAAAGAAGUAUGGAACCUUGUAAUCCCUUGCAUUUGGCCUGUUCAUAGUAAAGACUAUGUGAGAUGUCUGAUAUUGAUCAAUUCUUCUUUAGGGUCUAUGACUACAUUCCUGACUACAUGCCCGCUGGUGUUAUCAAAGAGAAGGAUGAAAACAGUGGCAAUCAGCUCUCAUUCACAGUGGUUGCCACAUCAGAGAAGACCCUUGACUUGAUCUGGAAAACACCAACAGUAUAAAUAAUUUGAUUCUUCUUCUGAUAUAUAAAAUUGUACCCGCUUUUUUAGUAUUUUUAAUAAUUUUAAAAUAUUUUCUACAGCGCACUGUCUACAAGAUGGCUCUGCAUCUGCCCCUCGCUCUGCCACUUGAGGAAAUCAAAGGGCUCACCCCCUUCGACGAGGUUGUUGAUAAGGUCCACUACUUGUUUUCUAAGGCUUCUGCAGGUAAUGCAUGACCUCACUGUUUUAUCAAAGAAGUACUAGCAGUUAUCUAUUUUUGUGCCAAAGAUCUAAUACUUAACUUUUUCCCUACAGCUGAAUGUUCCUUUGAAAGAGAUACACUGACCACAUUCAACAGCAGGAAGUACAAAAAUGAGAUGCCUCUGUCUUGCUACCAAGUCCUGGCCCAGGAUUGCACCGAUGAGCUGAAGUUCAUGGUUUUGCUCAAGAAGGACCACAUUGAACAGAACCAUAUCAAUGUGAAGAUUGCUGACAUGUGAGUGCCCACCAAAAACAAACAUAUAACAAGGUCUAUCGUUCAUCACAAAGAUGGCAACAUCCUUAUUUCUGUUCCUACAGCGAUAUUGACCUGUACCCCAAGAAUACUGAUGUGAUUGUGAAGGUCAAUGGCAUGGAAAUCCCAAUCAACAACCUGCCAUACCAGCAUCCCACAGGUUUGCCAACAAUUCAUCAUAUAACUUACUGUUAUAAAUUACACAUCAGCAUUUAGAUACGCAUAAAAACAUUUCCAGUCAACUCUAAGAUCUUAAUUUUAACCUUUACAUUUUUUUAUUCCAACAGCUAAAAUCCAGAUCAGGCCAAAGGGCGAGGGUAUCUCUGUGUACGCUCCCAGCCAUGGUCUGCAUGAAGUCUACUUUGACAAGAACUCAUGGAGGGUAAAUGUUGCACUUCGAGUUUGGGUUGGGAAAAACAUCCAUUCAGACUUUUUUUUACCCCCUUUUGAUGAGCGAAUGCCAGUCUUAGAACCAUGAGAAACAAAAGACAAGAGCUUUCAAGAAUGAUCAAACUUUUGGAUCACUUUGACAUACAGAAUUUUUAAUGGUCUGUUAUUCCCUUUUUUUGAUUUGCCAUGCAGGUAAAAGUUGUGGACUGGAUGAAAGGACAGACCUGUGGACUCUGUGGAAAGGCUGAUGGGGAAGUCAGACAGGAGUACCACACACCCAACGGACGUGUGACCAAGAGCUCAGUCAGCUAUGCUCACUCUUGGAUUCUGCCAGCCGAGAGCUGCAGGGACACCACUGGUGAGGCAAAAUGAAUGGCUCAAUGAAGUUUACAGUUUAAAAAUAUUCAUUGAUAAAUCUGCUGUAUUGUUGUCCAUAAUUUGAAAAUGAGCCCAUGAGAAACUUACUCAUCCCUUGGUCAUACAGAGUGCCGUAUGAAGCUUGAACCUGUGCAGCUGGAGAGGUCAGUAAAUGUCCAUGGUCAGGAGUCCAGAUGCUACUCUGUUGAGCCUGUUUUGCGCUGCCUGGCUGGAUGCUUCCCUGUGAAGACCACCACUGUCACUGUUGGCUACCACUGUCUGCCUGCUGGUGAGUCUGCAGCAAAUCACAGCUGAAUCAACAACAAAAACAAAAACUACUGAGAAAUAACAGCUCCCUAAUCACUCUGCUCCCUCUCCUUAUACAGAUUCUCACUUGACUCCUGAGAUGAGCAGCAUGUACGAUAACAGCGUGGACCUCAGGGAAACAGCAGAAGCCCACCUAGCCUGUAGCUGCACCUCUCAGUGUGCUUAAUAACAAGUUCUCCUGUCAGUCGCUUACAUGUGUAUGUUUUGAAUGUAAUUUUAAAUAAAGUGCAUCUCAAAAAAAAAUUCUCUUCAGACCCUGUCUUUUCUCAAAGUACAACAUGCAUCAUAAAACUUUUACCCCACUUACCAAAUAAUG